AUGGAAUCUAUCCAUUCAAGGCUCUCACUUAGUGCAAUGAACAUUAAUCUUCGAGUAUUUACAGAGCCUCGCGGUUUAAUUCGUGCUCUUCAAUUUCUAUUCGCAAUAGUCGCUUUUGCUAUCGCAUGUAGUGGCGAUUCUUCAGCAGCAUUUUCCAUCAAUAAAGGAAAUGAUUCAAUACAAGCAUCAUGGGCUUAUCCUUAUGGUUUAAAAGGUUCAUCGAUGAUCGUGACUUCUACAAAUGAAAUACUAAACACAAUAUCUGAUUCAAAUAGUGCAAAACCAUCAGCAGAAUUUUUUGUAUUUACAGGUGUUACAUCUAUGCUGUUAUCACUCACAUUUUGUAUAAUUUAUAUUUUUUUCGAUCAACCAUAUCGCAAUGAUUGGCGUUAUUCUAUGAUUGAUUUUGUUAUCAUAAUAAUCUGGUCUAUUUUUUGGAUUGCCGGAAGUUCAGCUUGGGCCAAAGGUGUAUCAGAUAUUCGUUCACAGACCAGUUUGAACGCAUUAGCUAGACGUUCCGAGUCAUGCGGUUCUACGUCAGACUGUAUAACCAUUAGAGCUGGUACUUAUGGAAGUAUAAUUUCGUCUGUUAUAUUUGGCUUUUUAAAUUUUGUACUUUGGGUUGGCAGUGCUUGGUUUGUUUUUAAGGAAACAAAGUUUUUUAAAAGUCGAACAGAACAAAAACAACAACAACAACAUUCGCAAGACUUCCCACCAACUAGUUUUUCUAAUAUGGGUUCGCCAACGAUGGAGCAUGAACCACAAUUUCGUUAA
Rotaria socialis is the source of this 774-nucleotide messenger RNA. The record is from the annotation of a GenBank genome assembly. Lineage: Eukaryota; Metazoa; Rotifera; Eurotatoria; Philodinida; Philodinidae.